GAAGUCAGCUGACAGUUUGUGGAAAUUAAUAUCUAUUUAACUCCAGGAGUUACUUUAUUACAUACUUGACUGCAAAUACUCUAUUUUUGGAUAUGAUGGUAAUUAUCAGGUAAAUUAUCGGAAUUGAUACUGUGGACAAGAGUUCUGAAUCCCCACUCCCUAGUGAGUUACUCGAUAAAGUCAUCUUUAAUGUUGGUUGUUCAGGACUAAAGACAUCAGAAUGGGAAACUUUGGUGGACAUGCACUUCCUGGAUCCUUUUUCCUCAUUUUUGCUAUAUGGUACACAGUAAACAUCUUCCGAAAAUAUUACAUCUGCCGACAGCGGAACCAGCGUUUUACAUCAUGUAUUGCUUAUCCAUGUUUUUGCCUCUGUGGAAGAUUGAAGGAAUUUCCAUUGGAAGGUUGCUGCAAAAUUUUGUUAAUAUCUGUUGGUCUGUUUCUAGAAAUCUAUACUGGCAUGCGUAAUGGACAGUUUGUUGCUAUUGGUAAUGGCCAGCAUGCAACCAUGUUCUUCUUCUUUGGGUUGACAGGGAUUAUGGAUAUUUUAGUUCACUAUCGUGCUCCUCUCCCACCAGAUGUGGACUACAUAAGCAACAUUUUGGCCUUUGCCGUCGAAGGCUUGCUUUUCAAAUUCCACCUUCAUGGCCGGACAGACCUGGAUGUGUUGCUACAUACUUUCCUGCUUUACAUUAUUGCUGCCAGUGUAUUUUCAUUGCUCUUGGAGAUGCGUUUCCGCCACAAUGUAUUGGCUACUCUUGCUCGGGCUUACUUGUUUUUCCUCCAGGGCACUUGGUUUUGGCAUGUGGGCUACAUCCUGUACAAUCCAGUCAGUUCUGCUGGGAGGUGGGAUGAGGAAAACAAAGAACAAAUGAUGCUGGCCACAUUAUACUUCUCAUGGCAUGUCGGAGCGGUGUUUGUUUUUAUGCUUCUUAUUGGGGCUGUUAUUGCAUGUUUGUACAGGAAUGGCACGAUGGUCAGUGAUGAGGAUGACAUCGCAAUGAAGAGGCUGAUCCACACUGGUGCCAAUGGACAGACUUUGGUCAGCCUCAACGAUGACACUGACAGUGAUGUAGACAUUGAGUUUGAAAAACCAGUGUCCAAGUAAGGUGCAUUCUCAUUGUAACUUGCAAUUACAGACAGCAGCAGGUUGUUGGACUGCAUUGAAAAGUAUAUGAAACAGAACAUUACGACUUGGAGUUUAAGCAACCUUUGCUUUUCUGAUUACAAGUUGGAAUGCUAGAAACCGAGAAGCAGUUCUAGAAAUUAGUCUCAAAAUUAGACUUGAGGUGUAAUGUUUUUUUAACAGCAGUGUGGAAAACUUGAAACAAACACUGAUAAAAGAAUCAGUUUUAUAUUAUAAUAGCUCCUGAGGAAUUCUCUAAAUAUAUUAUGAAUACUGUCAAGUAUGAGAUGAAAAGCAGAAACUACUUGUGCAACUGAUCAUCAGAAGGCAUACAUAUUGAGUGUGAGUGUUCACUCGCCUUUCCUGGCGAAGACUUUAUUGUGCAGCCUGCCUCCUGUCAGUUCAAACCUGCUCAUAAUUAACUCAGUUGUGAGGAAGAAAAGAAUCUAUCUUGACUGUCUGUUGAAAACAAGAUAAUCCGAUCCUAUACAGCCAAUUGCUUGAAAUUGGCCUUGACGACUUUGUGGCAGAACAGUUGUAUUUUGAAUAUUGGAAUAUUCCUAUCCUCAUGGACAUGAGUAUUUUAUUAUUUUCUUGCAUAUCUAACAUCUUACAUUUGUACAGGGCUUUAAACGGCCUGUGGUCAGGUCGCAUUUGGACCAAUGUCCCAUUUGAGCAACUUGUAUAUUAAAAAAUAAUGGUGUUAGUCACCCAAAUAAUAUUGUUUGGGCGAUCUUCUUUAGAGCUAUAACAUAUGAGCCACUAUUAAUAUUUGUAUUGCAUAUGUUUAUUCCACAUUAAAAUCUUGCUCGUGGUUCGCUUACCAUAAUUUGCCAACAUCCAUUAUGUUUUUGGUCACCAUAUUUUUUAGCAUGUUUUGAGCCCUGUUGUAAUAUUAAAUUUAUUUUAAAAAUAUAUUGAAACACUAGAUCAGUGACAUACAGCAGGUCUUCUAGAUUAUGAUAGUCCCACUCCCAUGGCUAGUGAUAUUCAGUGUUGGGUUUGUAAAUACCUACUAUAAUUAGCCCAACGGCUAGUGGAAAAAAAACCUUGUCAAAUGUUGUGGAUACAUAUUUUGUAAAUAUGAAUAUCCUGCCCCCUCUUUCCACUCCGAAUCUAAAGAUUUUUAAGCUUUAUCUCCCCCUUUAAGUGACAUAUCUGAUUAUUACUAUUAGUAAAAUUGUAUUUAUUUAAAGUAGGGCUAUUGAUUUUUAAUCAUGGCUAGUACAUUUAAAAAAAAAAAUGAUCCCAUGGCUAGUGAAUUUUUAUAAAAUUCUAGAAGCUCUGCAUACAGGUAAACGACUAUAUAAUCACUGUUUCCCCCACUCCUCUCUUGUGAUCACUGGUACAUUUAUGUUUGUUAAAGGUUUCAGCAUUUAUCAAAUAACCUGCCUGAUGCGCGGUUGGUCUGGGAUCGAUCUCUGUCUGUGGGCCCAUUGGGCUAUUUCUCGUUCCAGCCAGGCACAUUUUAUUUCAUUUCACUAAAUGAGCCCUCUGCUGAGCAGGUAACACUUAACGCGUCACUUCAGGUCUUAGUCUUAAAACUGAGGAACUAGAGUACCGGUCUGGUGAUUUCCAUGAUAAAACAGACAUGCAUUGCAAUGUUUUGUUAUAACAUCCAUUCCAGUAUAAUCUUAAAUAAGUUUACAUUAUUUGCCUAAUCAAAGUAAACUACCAUUAUCAAUUGUGCUACAAAACGGAAUGAAAUGACUGUCCAACAAUGUAUUAUGUUUUGUCCUCAAAGCAGCAAGUUCAGAAGCCUAUAUAUGUACAUACUGAAUUGAUAAAAUUACUGUUCACUUAGAUAAAUGGUCUGUUCUUUCAGUUGUCUUCACCAGUGAUUUCUGCAAAUGUGUAUUUGGUAGUUUAGAUUACCAGUCAUCUGGUAGGGGUGCCACCAUCUUACCAUAAAAAGGUAUUGUGAUGUAUAUUUUACCAAUCUGAUGUGUCAAGGCAUUUCCUAAUGUAUGUUUUAGUCUGUUUAAUGGUAUAGAAAAACUAUAGACAUGCACUAACAUUAUUGGUAUGUAAUGGAUCACAAAUUGUGUCACGGUAUUUCUCCAGAGAAAUUAAAACAUUCUCCAACAAAUAACCUGUAAACGCUAAAAAUAGUAAAAUGUAUCAGCUAUUUUGAACUAGAUCAUGAGGUUACUUUGUUUCUGUAAUUCUAUAUAGGGAAUAACUGGUUACUGUCUUAAGAUAUCGGCUUUAUCCUGCGAAGGUUAGAAUGGCGAAUGCAGAGAGGCACUGCCGAGCUGCAUUUGUCAUUUGUCCUGAGCAGGAUAAAGCUAAUAUUUUAAGACGGUAAACAGUUAUUUCUUUUCCUGCAAUACUACAGGAAUAUUAGGAAAAUCACUAUUUAUUUCAGUUUUGUGUACACAAUUCGAGUAUUGGCAACCUAGCAAGGCGUUUGCCGUAUGACGUCAUACAAGAUACAUGACAUCAUUAUUUGUAAGACGCUCGCUACAUUCUGUCACAUUAAAAAACUAU
Molecule: messenger RNA, 3613 nt
Organism: Gigantopelta aegis
Lineage: Eukaryota; Metazoa; Mollusca; Gastropoda; Neomphalida; Peltospiridae
Product: transmembrane protein 45B-like
Exons: 2
Coding region: 221-1105 (294 amino acids)
Source: RefSeq, a predicted model, not a curated record